This is a messenger RNA of Exaiptasia diaphana, 2397 nucleotides long. Its product is annotated as neuronal acetylcholine receptor subunit alpha-7. The coding region runs from base 137 to 1813 and encodes 558 amino acids. The record is from RefSeq and is a predicted model, not a curated record. Gene Ontology annotation, cellular component: synapse; membrane; neuron projection. Gene Ontology annotation, molecular function: neurotransmitter receptor activity; transmembrane signaling receptor activity; extracellular ligand-gated monoatomic ion channel activity. Lineage: Eukaryota; Metazoa; Cnidaria; Anthozoa; Actiniaria; Aiptasiidae. Gene Ontology annotation, biological process: signal transduction; regulation of membrane potential; nervous system process. The transcript is spliced from 9 exons.
GAGUCUUCUCUAUAAGGUCGCAGUCUACAUUGAAAAAUAGUUAUAUAUGGGAUAGAAACGAUCAUUCGAUAAAUUAUAACAGAAUUAGAAUUGUUCGACUGUUCGUACUGACCUGGGCUGCAGCAGAGAUUCAACAAUGAAUGGCCUAGUGGUAUUUUACAGUUCUUGUGUUUGUGUGAGUAUUUUAUGUGGAAGUGUUUUUUCGAGAGAGAAUUUAACAGGAUUCGAUUAUGACGAAGCUAGACUUCUUCGUGACAUACUUGGUGGCUAUAACAAGAAYCUACGCCCAGUUAUCAAGAAAGAACAUAAUGUGACAGUCAAGUUGGGUCUAACACUGAACCAGAUUAUUGAUGUGAUUGAGAAAUAUGAGAUUCUGAAGCUAAGUCUUUACAUCAGACAGAUUUGGGAGAAUCCAUUGCUGUCUUGGAAUGUAAGUGAAUAUGGAAAUAUCACACAAGUUAACCUGGAUCCGUCUGAAUUAUGGAAGCCAGACAUAUAUCUUUACAACAAUGCAGAUAGUGGUGCUACUGGGGCUUUAGAUGAAUUCAAAGCAAAGAUCACCGUUGKAAAUACUGGACGCAAUGCGUGGCUGGCCCCCACUAUAUUGAUAACCUCGUGRAAAAUCAACGUGAAGUACUUUCCAUUUGACCAACAGGCCUGRAUCUUGAAGUUUGGCUCCUGGACCUAUGACGCAGUAUCUGUAGAUAUUGAUGUCCAGUUUCCCUCGGCCGAUACUAAGGGAUAUAUAGCCAAUGGYGAGUGGGAUCUAGUUGGAUUCCCUUGUAAAAGAAAAGUGGAAAAAUACGUGUGUUGUCCUAAUCCUUUCACUGAUGUUACAUGUACACUGCACAUAKGAAGAAGGACGAUGUACUACUGGGUUAACCUUGUAGUACCCUGUCUACUGAUCACAGUAUUGUCUCUGCUGUCAUUCAUCGUGAGUACUGAGUCAGGGGAGCGAAUAUCUUUGGUUAUAACCAACCUGCUGGCUUUGACKGUCUUUAUGUUGAUUGUUGCUGAUAUUCUGCCUCCYACGUCUGAGGUUGUGCCUUUGAUCAGCGCCUUCAUUACUUGUUCAAUCAUCGAGGUUGGUCUGGCUUUGGUUGCUACAUGUGUUGUACUGAUGUGCUACCACACUAACCCUGAAAUCAACGAGAUGCCUUUUUGGAUGCGUUACUACAUCAUAGAGCGUCUUGGAAAACUCUUAGGUAUAACAGCKCUAAAACCAAGAGAAAAUACCCCAAAUAACGAGACAGCAGGACCUUCACCUGUUUCUACAGACCAGCUAAGAAGUUUUAUAAUGGGUAAACGACUUGGUCAACGUACUGAAUCCAAUGUUUCAGCCUUUGUGAACAGGAAGACUUCAGUUGCAAGCUGUAAGAUCUGUGAGUCAAGGACUGCAGCUACAAAGUCUUUAGCCGGCUCAUCACAUCCAGGAAGCAUGUUCGUGUCUCCGAGUACCAUCUUUGGAGACGAUGAAAGUGUGUAUACUGUCGAUGUACAGAUGGAUAACUCGUUAGAGCGCAAUAUCAGACAACCUAAAGGCUGUGCAUCAKGAGAUAAAUACAUGGCAUUGUUAGGAGCAAUCAUCCAUCGUCAAGAUCACUUGGUUGAAGGUUUGAGGAAACUUGGUGACAAUCAAGAUGAAAUAGACAAGCAYGAGGCGGAUCGUUUUGAGUGGAUUCUUGCUGCGCAUAUCAUUGAUCGGUUCUUUUUGUUGUGUUUUGUGGCGACGCUGUUUAUCUCCAUAUUGAUGAUAUUUGCUAUGGUUCCUCAUCACCCCAGCAUUGAUGAAAUACUGAAUUCUUCAAAAUGAACUUUGUGCAUGAGAGAUACUUACCGCGGAAAACGUCUAAAACAUGGCCAUCUUACUGACUGAUUGUGAGGUAUUUGUAAGAAUGUAGAAGGACUGGUUGUAUUUCAUACCGGAACCUCGAGACCUAUUUAUCAAUGUGCGUCUAAAUAGAUGGCCAUCUUACUGACUGAUCAUUGAGGUGUUUGUAAGAAUGUAGAAGGACCGGUUGUAUUUUAUACCGGAACCUUGAGACUAUUUGUCAAUGUGCGUCUAAGAUACGAGUAUGCAUUACAUUUGACAUGUGACUAGAUGCGACAUAUAAAAUCAACUGCCGCGUUGCAUCUUGGACUGUUUCAGUGGCAGAUUCGACUGAAAAUCAGAAAAGCAAAAACAGAAGUGAAAAUCUUUUUUGUGCUUAAGCUGAUAGUGAUUAUCUAUGUAAACUAAUUUACAGUGCUGCUGGUUUGACAAUUCAUGAGCUAGUGUCCAAGGAGGCGAUCAUUAUAGGACUCUCAACGAACUGARCGGCCAUUGAGUCUGUUGCGCAACCAAAUAUUUGCUAAUAUUGCUAACUUCUUUGUAAAAUAUAUACUAACUGUUCUCAA